CCUAAGUGGUGUCUGUACAGUGUUGUGAUUAUAGAGAGUGGGGAGUAUGUUUUAGCUGCGUCAGGUUCCUGGAUGCGAAAGGGUUUUCAAAGCCGUGACUAACACUCGAGAAACAGCGCUUCACCCCUAUCGUCUGAAGAAGUGGCACCUGUUCCAAAAUGAAUAGGCUGGCUGUAGUAGCAGUCCUAGAGCUGCCUAUUUUGUAACUAAGUUCUACCUUGGCAGCAAUGUGAGGGUUGGAGGUGGAAGUUACUUACCAGAUAAAAAUGGCUGCACAACGAGUUGGGACUUUCAAAGAGUUCUGCCCAUUGUAUUCCAUUCUGAAUGCUAUUCCUGCAAAGGUGCAGAAAGGAUUCCGUUCUAUCCUGGUUUACCUAACUGCCCUUGAUGCCAACAGUGAUUUCAUUGCCGUGGGCAGCAGCAUUGGAAUGCUGUAUCUGUACUGCAGACACACAAGCCAGAUGAAAAAAUACAGCUUGGAGGGCAAGACGGAAUCUAUAUCUGUGGUGAAGCUUCUCAGCUGUUUUGAUGACCUGGUUGCUGUGGGCACUGUAUCUGGAAGAGUGGCAGUUUUCCAACUAGUGUCUCCUUUGCCUGGGAGAAACAAGCAGUUAAGAAGAUUUGAUGUACUUGGCAUUCAUAAAAGCAACAUCACUGCCCUGGCCUGGAGCCCCAAUGGCAUGAAGUUAUUUUCUGGUGAUGACCGAGGAAAAAUCAUUCAGUCUGAUCUAGACUUUGACAAGGGCUUAUGUAAUCCCAGCCUUAUCCUGGAGGAGCUGUCUUCUGUCGUACAAUUGGACUACAGCCAGAAAGUGCUGCUUGUGUCUACCACUCAAAGAUGUCUCUUGUUUUACACUGAGGAAAAGGCUGUCAAGCAAGUUGGAACUCAGCCUAGAAAAUCCAAUGGAAAAUAUGGCGCUUGUUUUAUUCCUGGACUCUGCAAGCAAAGCGACCUGAAGCUGUUUGCAUCAAGACCUGGUCUGCGCCUCUGGAAAUCUGAUGUACAUGGAUGUGUACAGUCUACUUUCAUUUUAAAGGAUAUGUUCAAAGGACUGGAACAAUUUGAGCUCUAUCCCCGUGUGGAAACCUCAAACAAAGACAGUUUUGUGUUGUCUGAAAAGCAUUUUGGUCUGCUGUAUUGUUUCCUACAUGAAGGCUGGGUUCUCAGCUGGGAUGAAUACAGCAUCUAUCUAAUUGACACUGUCAAUCAGGCUGUUAUUGGUGGUCUGGAGAGUUCAGGUGACAUUGUGUCUGUGUCAUGUACAAACAACGAAAUCUUUUUUAUAAAAGGAGAUAGAGAAAUAAUAAGAAUCUCCAACAUGCCAGAAGGGGCUUUAUUUGCAAGCCUGCAUAGCCCUUUCAGAGCACAUACUCCAGUAUUUACGGAGGAUGGGAAACACCACAUUGGAGCAUUGUCAGAAAUGAAAGAAAACAAUAAAAUAGAUGUUCAAUCAAUAAAGACAGAGAAAAUCCAGCUCUGCGCCAUAGAAGAUGAAGAAAGCCUACUGGAUCAGGGGACUGAUAUGAGAAUUAGGACUUGCUCUCUUCCUGCGGAUGAGGUUAAAAGCAGAAGCAGUUCCACGAAUUCUAUAGACAGUGGAUUCAGUCUGACUGUAACUGCAGAGCCAGGGUCUCCAAAUAAUGGGCAGCGGCCCACAUCUCAAAGGUUUAGCAUUAUCAGCAAUGAGGACUUUGACCAAGAGCUUGUUGUGAAGUCAAUGAAGGUCAAAAAGAAGAAAAAGAAGAGAUAUGUAGAAAAUGGACUAAAAAAUCAAGAUGCCUGCUCUCGUGAAAGUACGCCAAGCACAGACAGCCCCCUCACUUUAAAUUCAGACUUUUUUUCUGCCACUGAAAUCUGCCCAGUCAGCAGUAUAGAUCAUCUAAGCUCCCAGGAAAGUCUGUUCAGUGGGAAAAAUCAGGGUGUCUUAGAUAACAGUAUUGACGUUUUUAGUGCUGUGCAGCCCACAGAGACCUUUCCUACUAUCCUGGGCAAUGGGAGUAAUCCCCCUGCAAAACAAACUGAAGAACUUUUGGAUGUAAACAGUGAUAAUAAUGCCGAUCCACUGCCUCCAGCUGAAUGUGACUCCAUAUCUGCUGUAAACUUAUUAAUGACUGAUCCUUUGGAGCUCAAUGUAUUAAUGGUAAAAAAUAAUGCAGCAUUUUUACCUGAAAAAGAUCCUGAUUACAUUGACUGCUGUGCUGUAGACAAAUGCCCUACUGUUUUGGAGACCCUUUCAAGUAAAAACUGUAAUAUCGCCUAUGGUUUGGAAGAGGAGAAGCCACUUGAGAGCAACAAAGAUGAAAUUCUUAUUCUUGAUGAAGACCAGCAGUUUCAAGAAAAAAGCAGGACUUGGCAAGUUUCCUCAAGUUUCAUUGAGGACAGCCCACUGAAUAGUACAUAUUGCACUUCCCAGAGCCCCUCAAAUGACAGUGAAGAACAAAGAAUAGAGGGAGGCAACCAGGAUCCCAUGCUGGCAUCCAGUGAUGAGGAGGACAUAUAUGGCCAUAGGUUUCCACACUCCACCUCAGGGAGCAGUGUAGCAGAUGUGGCAGAAAUGACUGCUUCUCAAGAUAUGGCUUGUUCCACCCAAGAAGUAUCUGGCUUAUUGAAAUCUGAACAGCUUGCAGAGAGUUGGAUGGUUUACUCCGGACCCCCAAAUGGAAUUCUCAGCCUUGUUGUGUCAGAAAAAUACAUUUGGUGUUUGGAUUAUAAGGGAUCUCUGUACUGCAGUGCUUUACCUGGCGCAGGGCUGAGGUGGCAGAAAUUCGAAGAUGGUGUCCAGCAGGUGGCAGUAUCUCCAUCAGGUGCCCUUCUUUGGAAGGUGGAGCAGAGAUCAGACAAGGCCUUUGCAUGUGGGAAAGUGACAAUUAAGGGAAAGCGGCACUGGUAUGAAGCACUCCCUCAGGCUGCUUUUGUAGCACUUAGCGAUGACACUGCUUGGAUCAUCAGAACAAAUGGAGAUCUGUACUUGCAGACAGGCCUAAGUGUUGACCGUCCCUGCGCCAGAGCUGUGAAAGUUGAUUGCCCAUGUCCAUUAUCCCAAAUCACUGCCAGGAACCAUGUUGUAUGGGCACUUACAGAGCAGCGAGGACUCCUGUUCAGGGAAGGAGUUAACAGCUUUUCUCCUGAAGGAGAGGCUUGGAAAUGUGAUCUUAUCAGUGAAAGGCAAGCACUGGAGCCAGUGUGUGUUACUCUUGGAGACCAAGAUACAGUAUGGAUUCUGGAUGCCAGUGGUAAUCUUUGGUUCAGAAGUGGAAUCACAGCAAAGAACCCACAAGGGGAAGAUGAUCAUUGGUGGCAAGUGAAUAUCACAGAUUAUGUGGUCUUCGAUCAUUACACCCUGUUUCAAACACUUUUGCAGGCCACACAAACUGUGGCUACAGUGGCUCAGGCACCCGUGGAGAAGGUGGCCGACAAGCUCCGCAUGACUUUUUGGUCCCAGCAGCCACAAGGUCAGCCCAGCCUUCUAGGUGUCAACAGCAGUGGAGUGUGGAUAACCUCUGGGAAAAAUGAGUUUCACGUUGCCAGGGGAAACCUAGUAGGUACUUAUUGGCAUAAUAUUGUACCACGGGGCACGGCAUCUACUACUAAAUGGGCCACAGUGUCUGCUUCUGCCUCUCCUACUGCAGAAGGAAACAUCCUGUGGAUUUCUCAAAGCAGAAAAGAUCUGUUCUGUUUAAGUGAUCUGAACCCUCCAUAUAGACCUUCUACAGUCCAACUCCCACCGGAGACUGAGAUAGUCCACCUGUCAGCUUGUGGGGAUGCGGUGUGGGCUCUAGAUAAUCAUGGAGGGGUGUUUAUUAGAACUCUUUCCAAAACAUGCCCAACUGGAAUGCACUGGACAAAACUGGACCUUUCUCAGCUUGGUCCAGUGACGCUAUGCAGUUUGUCCUGUGGAAAUCAGCACAUCUGGGCAUGUGACACCAGUGGAGUCAUUUACUUCCGAGUGGGCACUCAGCCCCUCAAUCCAAGUAUGAUGCUACCAGCCUGGAUAAUGAUUGAGCCUCCAAUACAGCCAGUUGGAAUCAACCUAAUCGGAGUGUAUUCCAGUCCAAAUGAUAAAAUGCUGUGGACACUGGACAACAGAUGUAAUGUGUAUGUUAGAGUUGGAAUUACUGAGGAGAUGCCAGUUGGAGUUGAUUGGGAGCAUGUGCCUGGCUUGCAGGCCUGUCAGCUGGCUGUGAGCAUGAGAACAGUAUGGGCAAGGUGUCCAAAUGGGGACAUAGCAAGGCGCUAUGGAAUUACAGAGAAGAAUUCAGCAGGAGAUUACUGGAAGAAAAUUCCUGGAAAUAUGGCUUGGUUUACAGUGACACCAUUGGAUGAACUGUGGGCUGUGGGGAACACAGGGUAUCUUCUACAGCGUCUAACAAAGACCUACAGCCAUUAUCCUAACAUUCCAAAACAUGACAGUGUCUUAGUCAACUCUGACUUUGAAGAUGAAUGGGAAGUCAUCUGACAGAAAACAGCCAGUAACAAUGUAAUAUUUGAAAUGCUGCUAAAAGCCUGUGUUGUCCUUCUUAACUUAUAAAAGCACCUUGCUCUAUUCAACAUAUUUCUACUUUGCUGUUAGACACAAGGCAGUACAGUUUGUACGACUGCUGUUGAGGUCACCAAGUGCAUGGAUGGAAUGCAAAUCCCACACCCAACAGAUUUUUCACACUGCAUGCUCCACAUCUAAUAACUCAAUCCACAAGCUGUUGUUUAUCAGUAGCUAUACAAUGUAAUGAUGUUUCACCAUUAUGCUUGGAGCUGUGUUUGUCUUUUGAAAAGAAGCCACAGAAGAAGUAUAGGUUGCUCCCAGGGAAAGCGGGUGUUGGAUCACAAACGUGAGUCGCCAUUUGCACUGCGUUACAGGACCUAAGACGUUUGAUAUAAGUGCUGGUUGGUACUGCAAAGCUAGUUUUCUUUUGCACUUUCUGUUCUUUUACUCUGUCAACACCGUAUUGAAAGUAGAACAUAGGCAGAGUGAAUGAAAACUGCCUUCUGUAUCUAAAGUGCAUAUGUAUUUCAAUUUUCAUGAAUGAAUCUUCCCACCUGCUACUAGAAGCUCUUUAUUGUUUUAUUUUCUUGCUAUUAAACUUAAACCAUUUCUGCCUCCAUUUCCCUGCAGCUUCCAAAAUUAGAAGUUAAAAAGAAAAAAGAUCUAAACCAAUUCUGCAUUUGGCUGAAGUGACAGAAUUUACUGGUUUGGGUGAGGCACAUGAGUUGUAUGAUUAUGAUUUGCCUUAUUUAAGAUGAAACAGAGAACAGAUUUCCUCUCCUUGCUUGCAUAAUCCCAUAUCUUUUUAUGAGAUAUUCUGGAUUUACAUUGUCACUGUAACUGAGUUGGAACAGUUUCACCUCCAUGCAUGGACUUUACCCUGCUAUAAAGUACUAUGCAUAUCCAUCAAUGUGGCCCUUUGAAGAUAAAAGCAGUGUAAUCCUUAGCCCAUGUAUGGGAUCUCUGACUCCUAGGGGUUUGUAUCAGCAUGCACUUGCUUUCAUCAGUUACUCUCCUUUCCCUCCUUAAUGGGGAUUACGCCACCUUUCACAUGCAACCUUUACAUUUUAAGUAAUUAGUGCCCCCUAGGAUGGCAUAACAAAUUGCUGUGUUUUCCUGGACUUUGAUUUCUGCAUAGACAUUUAGCUUUUCCAUAUUCCAAAGUACAAUAUCAUAACUGUAGUUUGAGACAAUUCAAUAGGUUAAGUAAGGUAAAAAUGGAGCUAUCCUGGAAGCAGAUUUAAGAACAGUUUUCCAGAUAUGAUCUUGAUUCAUAAGGUGAACAGUCCUGAAAGCCUCGGUUAUUGGGAUUUACAUGGUUAAACUCCUAGCCCAGACACAGGGUUCUGCAGUACUGAGCCAAAGUGAGUCUUUGAUCCAUAGACUGGUUAGAGAAGGGCAAACAACAUAAUGUAGACUCUAAGCACCAACAUACCUUAAUUCUACCUAACAGUACUGACCCUUCAUCUCUGUGCCCUAGUACUUUGCUCAUUUAUUGAUUUGCUGUGUUUGGUAGCCAGAAAUCUCAAAGCAGGAUCUUUCUCUAAGCUGUUAUAUGAAAGUACAUUUUACUGCCCUGAAAUGAAAGAAUCCAGUAUACUAAGGUGCCCAGUUUAGCAACUGGAAAAACUGCCAAGAGGUCCAAGUAGGACAUAAUCUAGAAACAAUAAAGGGCCACUAUAUAUAUUUCUUUAAUUUAACAGAGCACUUCUUAAAGGAGGCAUAUCAUAUAAAAAUUAAGAAUGUACCAGUGAAUUAUACUUCUCUAAAUAUAGAAGGAUUAUGCUUAAAAAAAAGUUGUGUAUCAGAAAUUUCCCCAAAACCCUACUAGUCCCGCCCAUCUGUUCCACUUACUGCAGGCUGAAUUCUCUGGGUGUGCAGGGGAGCCGUGGUCUCUCCGUAUACUGCACUGUAGGACAGGGACCAAUCAGCAGCUAGGCUGGCCUGAUAGGGAACUGAAGCCUGUCUUUGCUGUGAUUGGCUAUCCCCAUCCUACUGUGCUUCUGGCAAGGACACGCCCACCCUUCAUUUGAAACACCGACAGAGAGCUGAUAAGAUCUAUAGGAAGCUCCAAUAAAGGGGCCAGAUAGGAUUCAUUUUUAGCCCAUAGUGAAACCAGCACCAUAUAUUAUUCAUAAUUGCCUUCUAAAUUCGUUUUUUUUUUAAUUUAUUUAAUAUGUCUCCUUUAAUUCAGGAUAUUUGUAAGGUGACUAAAUGUUCUGAUUUCUUUGUUAUGGCAAUAAGUAAACUUAGAUACUUCAGAUAUGCAUAUAUGAACCCAUUAUGGCUGUUAGCAGCUAGUCACAUCCCAGGAAUGCUGGUAGAAAGCCCCUAACCCACUGGCUUCUUUUAACAGGAUUGCUUUAACUUUUAUGAAAGCUACCAUCUAUAAAAACCCCAAUUUCUAUUAUAAAGAAGAUGUAAAGGCAAAAAACAACAUUGCUGUACUGAUUGUAAACCCAAGAAGCAUACUUGCUGUGCACUUCAUUUAGAACUGUUUAUCAUUUCUUUAAAGUAACCAAUUCUGUGCAGCUGACUUCACUGAAAGAAAGAAAACUAUCUGCAUUGCUCUGUGUCCCGAAGGGCAGGGGAGCAGAGCGGGGUUGUUUCAUUUGCUUAUUUAUCGUUGAGGAUACUCUAAGGGGCACAUUUACAAAAGCACGAAUGCUCCGAGUGUAUUUUCGCCAAAUUUUUCGGGGCAUCCGCACAACUUUUUCGUACGCUGCGUACUGCUGUUUUCAAUGGUUCGGUACGAAAAUUUUGUGACUUUCGGAUCGCCAAUACGAUAUCGUGACUAAUACAAUUUUUUUCGUAAGUAUUUUCGAGAUAUUUGCGAUCUUCAGAAAUUUUCGUUUCCAAUCCGAAUUUUUCUCAUUCGGGAUUCGAAUUUGUGGAUUAGUAAAUCUGCCCCUUAGUCUGAGACAACUCUGAUUCCCUGCCCUUCAGAAUGCAGAGCUGCGCUGAUAGUUUUCUUUCUAGUCUGGCUGGCCAGAAAUGGAUUCCUGUACACAGCUUUAAUAGGGAGAAGAGACGAUUAGUAAAGUCAUCUGCACAUAAUCUGUUAUUUUAAAGAAAUGGUACAAAUUUCUAAUUGAAGUGCAUAGCAAAUAUGCUUCUUUUGAGGUUUACAAUCAAUACAUGCAAUGUUGUUUUUUGCCUUUACAUCCACUUUAAAAAUCUAAAGGUAAAAGGGUAUAGUGGCCCUUUAAGCUACUUUUAGUUUUUCUUUAAACUUAUAGUGGAACUAAGCCUACAAACAUUGUGUACAGUGUAUACUGUAACUUGUUCUAGAUAUGUUUGUGUACUACCUUUUAUAGAGGGUUUUAGUGAAUCUAAUAUGCUAAUGUAUUAUUUAAGACACGCAUUCAACUUAAUUAAUCUUAUUUUAAAAGUAUUUUAUAGUUGUUUAAAUAAACAAAGACUUAUGUGAA
Messenger RNA from Xenopus tropicalis (tropical clawed frog), 7912 nucleotides. RefSeq names its product tectonin beta-propeller repeat containing 2 (gene tecpr2). The coding region runs from base 267 to 4457 and encodes 1396 amino acids. Lineage: Eukaryota; Metazoa; Chordata; Amphibia; Anura; Pipidae. The transcript is spliced from 21 exons. The record is from RefSeq and is a predicted model, not a curated record.